Penicillium digitatum Pd1 is the source of this 1086-nucleotide messenger RNA. The record is from RefSeq and is a predicted model, not a curated record. Lineage: Eukaryota; Fungi; Ascomycota; Eurotiomycetes; Eurotiales; Aspergillaceae.
AUGCUUUCACAACAGCAGCGUCAACAGCAGCUAAUGCUAGAUGCACGCCGACGUCAAAUGCAGAUGAUGGCUGCGAAGCCGCAACCAAACGCUGGCAGCAACAGUGUCUCUACUUUACAACAGCAAAUGCAGCCUCAAUCAGGGACAAUGGGGUCCAAAUAUGAUGAUCUGCCCAGGUUAGAGCCCGCUGAUUUUGUCUUCAUCAGUGAUAAUCCUAAACCGGUUGGUCUAGUUCCCGCCUUCUUCGGGCCCUUUGAAUCCGCCUGCCAGCAUGGUCCCCUCUCCAUCGUUCAGUCCAUUGUCUCAUCCAAUAAUCUCACACCUGCUUUUCUCCACCAUGGUCUCACACGUGCCCUACGCUCUGGUAAUAUUGAGGUUGCUCGUUAUCUCCUUGCUAGUGGCGCACCAAUUGUUCGCGAAACUCCAAGCAAUAUAUUCUUUGUAUCUUUGGAACAACAAAUUGCUCUCUUUGGGCUCUUGACCCAAUACGGGUGGACUCCCAAUACCCCGGGUUAUUAUGGUCGUACCUUGCUUCCUCAGACCGUCACGAGCCUCCAUCUUCUUCGUUGGUUCAUCAACCAUGGAGCCAAUCCCAAUCUUGGUGUGCAGAAAACUUUCCAUGACAGACGUGGUGGGCCAGAUACUUCCUCGUGUGCCGCACUCGAGGUAGCUGCGAUUCGUGGAGAGGUUGAAGCAGUGCGUUUGAUUUUAGAUGCGGGUGCUAAGAUUCAAAACGGUGUUCCACUACACUAUGCUGCCGGGGCUCGUCCUCCCGGUGCGAAUCCACAUUCUGAGCAUGUUGUACCAAGUCGAGAAUUUGAUAUCAGUAGGAUUCCAGUAAUGGCACUACUGGUUGAUCGUGGAGCUCAGGUUAAUCAGAAAGAGGAGUCACGACACAUGGUCGCACAGUACGCAAUUGUGUAUGCGGUGAUGGCAGGAGCAGUUGAGCGGGUCAAGUGGUUGUUAGAGCACGGGGCAGAUCCACAUAUAAAAGGAAGCUGGGGUAGUGCAGCUGAGUAUGCACGAACUGCAGGGAAUGAAGAAAUAACCAAGGUCAUUGAGGAAUUUACUCACGGGAAAGUAUGA